Messenger RNA from Grosmannia clavigera kw1407, 861 nucleotides. Its product is annotated as phenylacrylic acid decarboxylase. Gene Ontology annotation, molecular function: carboxy-lyase activity. The record is from RefSeq and is a predicted model, not a curated record. Lineage: Eukaryota; Fungi; Ascomycota; Sordariomycetes; Ophiostomatales; Ophiostomataceae. The transcript has 2 exons. Bases 1 to 861 code for a protein of 286 amino acids.
AUGAGUGGGGGACACAUUUUCCCGACGGCCCUGAGCUUCGCGGACGACGGGGAUAGUCAAGUGGGUGGUGACGUCGAUCAGGUCAUGUCCACCGAGAAAGCCGAGGUCUCCGACAUCCAUCAGACUCUUGUUUUCAGCGAACAGCACUCGGCAGCAUCGAAUAGCACUAGCAUCUUCUUUCAACCCGACAGCAUGAGCGGCACAAAUGGCACCGCCGGCGUGCAUGGUACGAAUGCAAAUGGCACAAAUGGCACUAGCGGAAGCCACAUCAAUGGCGACCGGCGACGGAAGCGCAUCAUUGUCGCCAUCACCGGCGCAACGGGCGCCGUUCUGGGCAUCCGUGCCCUGCAACAGCUCCGUCGCCUCAACGUCGAGACGCAUCUCAUCAUCUCCAAAUGGGCCGCCGAGACGAUCAAAUUUGAGACCGACUACACGGCUGCAGGCGUGCGCGCCCUGGCCGACUUCACCUACAAUCCGCACGACCUCGCGGCGCCCAUUGCCAGCGGCUCAUUCAAGGUCGACGGCAUGCUCAUCGUGCCCUGUUCGGUCAAGACGCUGGCCGCCAUCAACGCCGGCAUUUGCGACGAGCUUAUCACCCGCGCCGCCGACGUCUGUCUGAAAGAACGCCGACGCGUCGUUUUGUCCGUGCGCGAGACCCCCUUCAACGAGAUCCAUCUGCGCAACAUGAGCGAGGUUACAAGGGCGGGCGCCAUCAUCGCGCCGCCCAUGGUUGCCUUUUACACAAAACCCGCAUCCAUAGACGACCUUCUCGACCAGAUGGUCGGCCGCCUACUCGAUCUCUUUGAUCUCGAUGCCGGCAACUUUCAGCGGUGGGACGGCUUCCAGAAGGGUGAUCAUUAG